CCACUGGAUUGCUGAAGUAUAAUAGUACCCAGAUCUGCUUCUAAAAACAUGAGUAAUACAGUAUGUGAUAUGUUUGUGUGCGUGGUCAAAUGAUCAGCAAUCGACUUCGCUGAAUGUAUCCAGACAUGGCUCUGGACGGUGAUUCUUUUUUCUUCACAUCUGUUCUUCAAUUGGCGAGAGCUCUUGCCAAAAGUCGUCCCACAUCAUGGUUGAAAGUGAAACGAAUGAUGGACUGGUGUCCCGCCUUAGAACCUCUUGGUUCUGGAGCAGGCGGAAACGUUCUCAUGACACAGCGUGGUCAAGAUGCUGUGAUCGGUCUGGGAGUUUACUUCUUGGAAUCUGGAUUUCAGCAUAGAGACAGAAUACUACCGUAUCUUAUCCACCUUCUUCAACUUUUGCCCAAAGCAUCUUGGCCGCAAGAAAUCCGGUACUAUCCUUCUGACAGAAUCCCGGUUGCCGAAAGAUUCAGCUUCUGUAUGAACACGCUGCUUAGUGACAUCGCUGCGCACUGCAAUGAUGAAGAAAUUGCCGGAUCCAUUUUCGGCGCUCAAGUGGAGUUGUUGAAUUCCUUGUACCUUGCCAUAAAAACCACCAAAGAAACACCCGAGAGGCCGAAAGGAUUCACUCAUAAAUUGUCACUCUGCAAAGGAACUGUGCCGAUUCUUCUGGGGCUAUGUCGUGCAAUGGGACGCUGUUUCCGGGGAGAUCCGCCGUUAUUCUGUCGACUUUUUCCUGCCCCAACGUCUUGUUCUUCAGCGUGUGUUGCGUCGGCGGGGUCGAGCGCUUCUUCGAGUGUAGCAAUUGGACGAGAAGAUCGACGGGACAGCGGUCGUCCUGUGGCACCUAGUGGAUUUUCGCGGUUUCGGCCGAUUGUUCCCCGCUCUCUAAGCCAGAAUUUUCCACCUUCGGAGGACAUUACUUCAUCAUUAACAGCGUGCGAUUCUGGUGCGGAUGUGAGAAUGUUGGGCCUAAUUUAUGGCAAAGAAAUGGAGCAUCCUGCAUCGUUUGAUGCAAAAACCUUCUUCUUUCAUCGGUAUGGGUCGAGUUUCAUGUUACCUCAACCGGCUCUCGGAGUGAUCGAAAAAGUGGACUUUUCAUCACCUACUGUUCCUUUGCGGCAUCUUCAGGCAAUAUUAUCCAUUGCCAAGCCGUUGUUGCAACCGGACAUGCUUCAAUUUCUCGACGAUCAAGCCACGGACGUGUUCGUGUCGGAGCAAGUGAAGAUAUAUCCGUACAAGACUUUUACGGAAAUUCUGAACCUUGUUAUCGUUUCUCUUCUUCGUGAAUUACUGCAGCGACAAAAAGAUUUACCUCAGGCGUUCACGGUGGAUGUGCAAAAGUUCGUCAAGGGAUUAUUUUUGACCGGUCAAACCGAGCUGCAGGGAAAGAAUGCACAAGCGACGAAUCACGAAAAUGAUGCCAGCGAUGCUGAUUUGGACACUCAUUCAAGCGGCAUCAGCAAUGCGUUCAAAGCCGAUAGAAGUCGAAGCGCUCUUAGUUCACCUCCUCAGGCCCUACACAGAUUUCGCGUCAGUGUGCAAGCCAAUGCUGCCUGUGUGGAUCUCUUGGUGUGGGCGAUUCGGGACGAAAACGGUGCGGACAGUUUAUGCAGUCGCUUGACGGAAAAAUUGAACCUCAGUCUCGGACACAAACUCGUUCUUGCUCACAUGCCGCUGUUAAUGGGUUUGGGGAAAUUGGCGAUGAAAUUCCCAGGCAUUGCGUCAACGAGUAUAAAUUGCCUGACGAACUUCCUCGUUCUACCGUCGCCAGUGCUGUUACGCUUGCAAAGGCAAAGUAAGAACAAUAUCACCAACUCUGGUUUUCCCUUGCCUCGAGCCAAAGCAGCUUUUCGAGCUGUUACACUCGGUGAACAAUUUGGCUCUCUGGAAAGAAACAUGGGAUUAGAAACUUAUGGAUCUGCAAGCACUGCGUUUGAGCGACUUAGAGAUGCAGCGAUUGAGAAUUUAUGUUUGGCGCUGAAAGCAGGACUGAGAGUGAAUCCGGAUCAAGUGCAAGCGUUUGUAGCGUCUGUAGCGAAUCGGCUUUUCACCGCGGAAACUUCAGACAGGCACGAUAUUAGAAUAUUCUUUUUCAAUAAAAAAAUUGAAGAUUCCUACGAUAAACUUGGUGUAAUGAAAACUUUAACUCUUACGGUGACGUUCAAAUAUUCGAAUUAUACUCUUAUUCAAGAUAAUGGAACCUCGUGUAUUCUAUAUCUUUCUCCGGAAUUUUUCAGUGAAUCAAGCCUGAUUUCAAGAAACACAGUUUUGGCGCUCGGACAUGUGGCUGUUGCACUGAAAUCCACUCCGAGAACAACAGAGUCAAUUCUUCAAUUUUUCAGACAGCGAUUCUGUCAUCCUCCGUCUGCUCUUGACGUACUCAUAGUUGACCAACUUGGUUGCUUAAUUAUUGCCAAAACGGAGGGUAAAGUUUAUGAAGAAGUUAUGCAGAUGUUCAUGCAAAUUGCUGUGGAUUCAUGCUCGGGUGCUUACGGUGGUGAAGAUAGGAAACUUCAGUAUCGGUGUUCUGCUGUGUUUCGCAUUCUAUUUAAUGUUCAAAAUUUUCAAAACCUUCAUUACUUCAUGAACCGGAAAUUCCUGAUUUUGGUGAACUUUUCUUAUUGUGAUAUAUUUUUCAGGCACGUUUCAUUGGCGGUGAAUAAUGCGCUGGCAAAUAUAUCUGCAAGUCUUCAAGGAGAAUUUGAGAUGAUGGACCUUUUGGUUCGCUUGAUGGAGUUGUUCGUGCAGCUUGGCUUAGAAGCGAAGCGAAUGUCUGAGAAAACGAAUACACCCUUGAAAGCCUCUAGUAGUGCGGGAAAUCUUGGCGUAUUACUUCCGGUUAUUGCUAUUUUGGUAAGGAGAUUGUCUCCGAUCCGGAAUCCCAAAGCAAGACUACACAAACUGUUCCGAGAUUUUUGGCUAUACUGUAUCAUUAUGGGCUUCACGAACGAGAGUCAGUGGCCUGCGGAAUGGUAUCAAGCUGUGAAGGAUAUUGGUGUCAAGUCACCGUUUCUGACUUCCUUAUCUAGUCAACGUUCAGAGAUCCGAGAGCUUCAGUAUACAUUUGUGUUGCGACAGGAAAGCAUUUCACCGGCCGAGCUGCAGGACUUGCGAAACCAGUUGCUGUCAUUGUUAAACAGUCCCGCCGAAGUUGUUCAGAUUUCAAAUCGUUUGACUUUCGCUCAGUGCACCUAUUUAUUAUCAAUCUUGCGUCUCGAAACAAUCAGAGUGGAAAGUUCUGAAGAUACGAGCUUCCAUCCCAUGCUGGAGUAUUUGAACGAUAUUGCGAUUCAGAAGGAUAAGACGGGGUUGUGGCAGUGCGUUUAUUGUGUAAGCGAAACGGUGUUCGGCACGUUCCUGGAAGUAAUGUCGAAGAAACCCAAGGACGAAAAUCGAGACCGCGAUUUGGAAGCUCACGCCCAAUUCUUGUUGGUGCACUUCAAUCAUACGAAUAAGAAUAUCCGGCGAGUUGCUGAUCGCUUCCUUGCAAAACUCGUCGAUAAAUUUCCUCAUUUGUUGUGGUCUCGUCGAGUGCUGCACACGAUGCUUGACAUCUUGCAAGUUUUAAGCCAGUCGCUGAGUUUGGAUGCUAACGAAGAAAACCCAACACUUGCUUUACCUUCCACUCCGUAUAUCUUGGUCUUGAUGGACACGUUGGAAGCUCGAGAGAGCAUUGUUAAAGAUUUUGCCGCCCGGUGCCAAGAAAUCAUAGCUGAAGCAAUGCGGUGGGCGCCUGGAGUAACCCGGUCUCAUUUGUUGGAAUAUAUUUGUCCCUCGAGAGAGGAUGCAUUAGCUUCAGUGGAACGCCGAGGUUCUGUACUCCGUGUCGUUGGGGGCAGGUCAUCGCCUGUUGAUCUGCAGCAAAAGAAUCCUCCGCUGCCUGCCCAUGCUGGUGUUGCCCUUGCAACAGAGAGCAUCAUGCAUUAUGCUGGACUGAAUUCUGCUUCUGAACCAUUAGCGGCGUCGGCUUUGGAGAAAAGGCCAGGUUGUGUGAAGAACAACACAUCUCUGUUCAUGACGAGCAUGUCAUUGCGAACUCGUUACGUUGGAGAAGUUCGUGGUAUGCUUUUGUCUAUAUCGAAGACUGGAGGCAGCGAAGAUUUUUUGAUACAUCGGCUGAUGGAAGAUCUGAAGGCAUCUGCUUCGGCAAAAGAUGACACGAAGCACCAGGAUGCCCUUUGGCGCGCUACAUCGAUGUUCAUCUCGUCCGAAAGUAUGUCAUGUUCUCUCUGUUCGUUGGUGGAAUAUUUCAACGAGAGCUCAAUGGAGUGCGCGGUUGCUUGCUGGCAGUGGGUUCUUUCCGCCCGGCCUGAUUUAGAAAUGAUUCUGAUUCAGGAAAUCGUCGCUGCGUGGAAUUGCAAUUUUCGGAUUUUAUCGCAACAGGCGACGAUUAAUCGUGGGCUAGGAAUAUUUGCACCACCUUCGAAUGAGCCGAACCCAAUGGCUGCUCGAGAAGGCGUUGAACUCAAGCCGAACCCGCCAUUCGUUGCUGCGCACCGGGUUUGGGUGAAGUUUUUAUGCGAGCGAAUAGAAAUGAUCAAGUACUACAGUCAAGAGCAAGUGGACAUUUUUGCGAUGAUGUUGCAUCGCACGUUGGCCGCAUAUGAGCCAGGAAGAUGUCACCUGGUUAAUCGACACAUCGCAUCAGUUGGUCCGAGGUUCUCGUUGCUGUACGCCGGUCUUUCGUUGUUGCAAGGCGAUGCCUUGCCGAGGUCAAUUUUGAAGAACGCACUUCGACAGCGAAUUUAUUACGCGUGCCUCGACUAUUUCGCCACUCAUCCACAAAUUCCCGUUCCUGAACAAAAGAGUCCAAGGUUACGAGAAGACAUCCUCACUUUAGUCAAGUUUUGGCAGAGCAUCCACACGGAGAGAAAGUACCUCAAGACACCUCUAGUAGCCGGCAAGUUGUUCGUUGUGUCUUAUUUAAUAUUACAGUGCGAUACUACAGAUGUUGUCGAAUGGUUGGGAAUUCCCGGAAACACUUUGACUACGAAUCAACCCUUGGGUAUCCCGUCAUCCGCCUCCAGAGCCGGAAGCAUAGCGCUUGCCCCCGGCACAAUCGGUCCUCUUUUGACCACGGGUCAAGCUCAGUUAUCGUUGCCGAGAACGGCAUCAGCCAUAGACUUUCACGGAGGAGGAGGAAAUCUUCGAACCAGUGGAUCAUCGUCGGGCUGGAUCAACACGUUGCCGCAAUCGUCGACCAAUUCUCUGUCUAGACGGUCGGUGGGCGCGAAGAACGUUGCUGCGCCUCCGGGUGCAGGACUCAAUGUGUGGGGCUCGAAGAAGCAAGUUACGGCGGAUAAUUACGUGAAGGAAUUUUCGAAAAAGCGUUUGCUCAUCCUUGCUUUGGUGGCUGCGGAGAUUGAUCGGCUGAUUACGUGGCAUAAUCCUCUUGUUCUGCCUGAGCUGUUCAUACCGGAUCAGGACAAAGUUCUGAACUGGAGGAACACCACGGUGCAGGAUAAAAUAUGGAAGGAUCUCAUCAAGGUUGCUUGGGAUGUGAACCCCGCCCUGGCUGUUCAUUUGGCAUCCCGUUUCCGAACCCAUUCGGAGUUGAUUGAGAAGGAGGUCACGCGCUUUGUGAGAAUGAGUCCGAUGGCGGUAGCGCAUAUUCCUGAUGCCCUUAGCUACCUGGUCAACUCGGACUCCAUUUUGAACGAAUCUCAAGAGUUGUGCCAGAUGCUGACGUGGUCUUCAAUACCUCCAGUCAGAGCUUUGGCGUAUUUCUCUCGUCAGUAUCCACCUCAUCCCAUUACUGCUCAGUUUGCCGUUCGGGUUCUUCUUGCUCAGCCCCCUGACGUGCUUUUAUUGUACAUACCGCAAAUCGUACAAGCCGUGCGUUACGACACCAUGGGAUACAUGACGGAGUUCAUCAAAAAGGCGGCCAGCAAGAGUCAGCUCUUGCUGCAUCAGCUCAUCUGGAAUAUGAAGACGAAUAUGUAUGUGGAUGAAGAUGGCAAGAACAAGGAUCCCGAUUUGUACGAGCUGAUCGAGGCGUUGAUGAAGACGAUGAUUGAUUCGUUGUCGGGUAAAGCGCAGGAGUUCUACAGAAGAGAGUUCGAUUUCUUCGGGCGAGUGACUGCGAUUUCCGGCGACAUUAGACCUUAUCCCAAAGGGCCGCAAAGGAAACAAGCUUGUCUGGAUGCCUUGAGCAGGAUUAAAGUUGAGCCGGGAUGCUAUUUGCCGUCUAAUCCGGAGGCUGUAGUGAUCGACAUUGAUUAUCAGUCCGGAACACCGAUGCAGAGCGCUGCAAAGGCACCGUUUCUGGCAAGGUUUAAGGUCCGGCGAUGUGGAAUUGCGGAGUUGGAGAUUGAGGGUUUACGAGGAGGCGAAGUUGAUCCUGACGAAGAUAAAGAGCUGAAGGCGAAGCAGGAAGCCUGGCAAGCUGCGAUUUUUAAGGUGGGCGACGACGUCAGGCAAGACAUGCUGGCCCUGCAGGUAAUAGGACUUUUCCGAAACGUUCUGCAACGAGUUGGACUCGACCUGUACCUAUUUCCGUACCGUGUCGUGGCUACUUCCCCCGGAUGCGGCGUGAUCGAAUGCGUUCCGAAUGCGAAAUCGCGAGAUCAACUCGGUCGACAAACAGAUAUCAACAUGUAUGACUACUUCAUCACUCAGUAUGGCGAAGAGACGAGUUACGAUUUCCAACGAGCUCGAAGAAAUUUCAUCAAAUCCAUGGCUGCCUACUCGGUUAUCGGAUUUUUGUUGCAAAUCAAGGAUCGUCACAAUGGCAACAUAAUGUUGGACACCGAUGGCCACAUUAUCCACAUAGAUUUUGGAUUCUUGUUUGAAAGCAGUCCUGGUGGUAAUUUGGGAUUUGAGCCGGAUAUUAAACUGACUGCGGAAAUGGUUCGCAUCAUGGGCGACAAGAUGGAAGCUACUCCUUUUAGGUGGUACAUGGAGUUGUGUGUUCAAGCUUAUCUGGCUUUCAGGCCGUAUCGUGAAGAUAUUGUGACGCUGGUUUCGCUUAUGCUGGACACCGGACUUCCAUGUUUUCGCGGUCAGACGAUCAAGCAGCUGAAGGAGCGAUUCAUUCCUCUGGCGUCUGAACGGAAAGCUGCUGAGUACAUGAUGGGCAUAAUUAGGAAUUCGUUUUUGAACUUUAGGGCCAAAGCAUACGACGUUAUCCAGUAUUACCAAAACCAAAUUCCCUAUUAAUGUGCUGGAUAAUUUGCCCUGGCAUGAGGGUCAUGGAUAUUUUGCUUUGGGAUUUUGUCGAACUGAUGUUACCUUAUUCGUGGCGUUCGGUGUAUUUUUUGAGGUAUCGGCGGGUUAUUUAUUGCAAAGUGAUCAUUCCAAGCCGUAUGUGAAUGCACGGAUGUGGUAGUCUCGGGAUGUAGGGGUGACUCGGCGAGUUUCAUCUGCUUAAAUACUGAGCCGCCGUGAACGAGGAGUAGUUGAUUUUAAAUCGAGUGAUUUCUAACCUACUUGUAACCCAUGCCUUGUGCCAUUUUGAGAAAGUGUCGAGGAUGUUUCUGGUAGAGUAGUUGGAAAAAUCUUGGACGCAUUCCUGGUGGAUUGACCUCGUGAUCGUUUCAUAUUGUUCAUCGGGAUUAUCUAUUGACGUACGAAACCUUGUACGGGAAAGACUCUGGUUCAUUUUUCUCAAAUGCUUUUUUAUCCGAAGUGAUGGAAAAGUAUGAAUUUGUUCUUUCUCUUUCUGCGUAGGUUGUGGAAAUCUUGGUUU
This is a messenger RNA of Notodromas monacha, 7686 nucleotides long. NCBI's taxonomy places the organism in Eukaryota, Metazoa, Arthropoda, Ostracoda, Podocopida, Cyprididae. The record is from the annotation of a GenBank genome assembly.